Messenger RNA from Durusdinium trenchii, 624 nucleotides. The record is from the annotation of a GenBank genome assembly. Lineage: Eukaryota; Dinophyceae; Suessiales; Symbiodiniaceae.
AUGGGCAGCGACGGGUCUGGAGGAGUGACGGUGGCCUUGGCCUUGCUGGAGCCCUAUGUCUUCUCGGUCAGGCCUCAAAUGGGCUCCGAGUACAUGCCGCAGGAGUUUGCGUUCCUCACCGAUCGGCAGUCGCUCACAGUGGUGGUGGCACGGUCCGUCUUGGGCACGAUCAAGGAGGAGAAUGUGGUCUUCCUGCUGGAUGUAUCUGGCUCCAUGCAGGUGUACUUGGAAGACGUGAAGUCCGCUGUGAACCUGGCCUUGGUCCAACAGUUCCACCGGACCCGUCGGCGCUUCAACCUGGUGACCUUUACGGAGUACCAGAUCGAGUUCCGCUCUCAGCUGGUGCCGGCCACGCCGGAGAAUCUGGAGGAAGCCAUGCGCUUCUGCCAGCAUACGCAGGCCGGCGGUGGAAGCUACCUGGCGCCGGCUGUGCGAGAUGCCUUUUGGGCAGAACAAGACCGGCCCAAAGGCCUUCCGCUUUCAGGAUGCCGAAGCCAUCGUCGUGAUCACGGAUGGCAAGGCGGAGGUGUCCGAGGAGGUCCUGACGCAAGUCAAGGUCGGUUACUUGAAGCACCCCCUGCGUGCCAAGAUCCACACAGUGGGCAUCAACUGCGUACCUGGUAG